UCAUUUUCCUAGCUAAAAAGGUCCUGUCAUCUCCACUCCUCAAGUAGCGGCAACCCACAACUAUGACGGCCCAGGACUGCGGCCACCACGACGAUGAGGAGCAGCGAGCCAAGCGCAUAACAAUAGCCAUUGUGGGGUUCUUGGUCGUUUUCGGCAUAGUUGUGUUCCUUGUAUGGGCAAUCCUCCACCCCGAUAAGCCCCGCUUCAUCCUCCAAGACGUCACCAUCUACGCUCUCAAUCUCACAGCUCCAAACUUACUCACUUCAAACAUGCAAAUCACUUUAUCUUCCCAUAACCCCAAUGACAAGAUCGGCAUUUACUACCAAAAACUCGAUGUCUUCGCAUCUUACCAUAACCAACAGAUAACUUUACCCACGCUGCUACCCAGGACCUACCAGGGCCAUCGCGACGUCACCGUUUGGUCCCCAUUUUUAUACGGUAAUGCGGUGCCGGUGGCGCCGUUUCUCGAAGAGGGGUUGAGCCAGGACUUGAAUACUGGCAUGGUGAUGCUCAACAUCAAGGUUUACGGGCAACUGAAAUGGAGAGUCGGGACUUGGAUUUCGGGGAGGUAUCAAAUAAACGCCAAUUGUCCGGCAGAUAUUUCCUUUUCCGAUCGAACCAAGGGAAUCCAAGUUGGUUCGGCUAUGAAGUAUCAACUUGUUCAAACCUGCACCGUCGAUGUUUCUCUUAACUAAGAUGUCACAA
Molecule: messenger RNA, 705 nt
Organism: Hibiscus syriacus
Lineage: Eukaryota; Viridiplantae; Streptophyta; Magnoliopsida; Malvales; Malvaceae
Product: NDR1/HIN1-like protein 12
Exons: 2
Coding region: 63-695 (210 amino acids)
Biological process (GO): defense response to other organism
Source: RefSeq, a predicted model, not a curated record